Molecule: messenger RNA, 318 nt
Organism: Eremomyces bilateralis CBS 781.70
Lineage: Eukaryota; Fungi; Ascomycota; Dothideomycetes; Eremomycetales; Eremomycetaceae
Product: nucleosome binding protein
Exons: 4
Coding region: 1-318 (105 amino acids)
Source: RefSeq, a predicted model, not a curated record
AUGCCUAAGGCAGCAAAAGCUACUACCAAGGCCAAGGUCACCAAGCCCGAGAAGAGGAAGAAGGAUCCCAACGCGCCCAAGCGCGGUCUCUCAGCCUACAUGUUCUUCGCCAACGACAACCGUGACAAGGUCCGGGAGGACAAUCCUGGCAUCAAAUUCGGCGACGUUGGCAAGGCCCUUGGUGAGAAGUGGAAGGAGCUCACGGACAAGGAUAAGGCUCCUUAUGAGGCCAAGGCCAAGGUCGACAAGAAGCGAUACGAGGACGAGAAGGCGGCUUACAAUGCUGGAGGCGGCGACGGCAGCGAUGAUGACGAGUAA